Messenger RNA from Budorcas taxicolor (takin), 435 nucleotides. RefSeq names its product ANKRD40 C-terminal like (gene ANKRD40CL). NCBI's taxonomy places the organism in Eukaryota, Metazoa, Chordata, Mammalia, Artiodactyla, Bovidae. The coding region runs from base 1 to 435 and encodes 144 amino acids. The record is from RefSeq and is a predicted model, not a curated record. The transcript is spliced from 4 exons.
AUGGCUGAACCCCAACUGGAUAUGAAGCCCUCAGGUGAAUAUAAACAAGGAGGCUCAAAUCAACAGUCGCCAACUGAUCCAGGUGAUAAUACCAAACCUGAUGACACCUGCCCAGAGCUGGUACUUAAAGUCAGAAUUCAGAGCCACAAAGAAAAUGACUUCAUUGAAGUUGAACUGGAUAGACAAGAGUUGAGUUACCAAAAUCUACUACAAGCAAGCUGCUAUGAACUGGGGAUUAACCCAGAGCAAGUGGAGAAGAUCAGAAAGCUACCAAACACAUUGCUCAGAAAGGACAAAGACAUUCUAAGACUACAGGACUUUCAGGAAGUAGAACUCAUUUUAAUGAAAAAUGGAAGCUCUGCACUGACAGAAUAUACACCAUCUCUGUUAGAGAAGCCCUGCUACAACAGCAAUGCUGCAAAAAUGACGUAUUAA